This is a messenger RNA of Pseudomyrmex gracilis, 946 nucleotides long. It is a transcript of the gene B9d1, whose product is annotated as B9 domain-containing protein 1. Gene Ontology annotation, cellular component: MKS complex. The coding region runs from base 97 to 717 and encodes 206 amino acids. NCBI's taxonomy places the organism in Eukaryota, Metazoa, Arthropoda, Insecta, Hymenoptera, Formicidae. The transcript has 5 exons. Gene Ontology annotation, biological process: cilium assembly. The record is from RefSeq and is a predicted model, not a curated record.
UCAAAGUGUCUCAAUUUUGCUGCAUGUUUGCAAUUUAUCUAGAUAUUAUUGAUCAAACGUUAAAACAAAAAGCGACGUCAAUUCCGUUUAACGAAUAUGUCAGUGGAAGGUCAAUUUUUUCUCUCCGUUACCGGCUCCAUCGAACAUUCAGAGUUCUAUGAUGUCGAUAAUGCGUACUGCAAAUACGGUUUUCAUUUCGGACCGGAAUGGAGUGUAGUAUCGGGAAUCGAGGAAGGUUUGACGCAAAUGUGCAAAUGCAGCAAUGACCCCCGAAACCUCGUUGUUUGGAAUUUUCCCUUAGACAUUACGUUCAAGAGCACAAAUCCACACGGCUGGCCGCAGCUUAUUAUGUCAUUUUAUGGACUGGACUUUUUCGGUAAUGACGUCAUUAGAGGAUACGCAGUGUGCCACUUACCUCUGCAAACUGGACAUCAUGAGAAAAGGGGAGACAACUUUGAUCGCGCAUAUUUUAGCGAAAUCUCGAAAUCACGCAGGAUGUCGAUCUACGUACCGGAGUCAUCAUCGGGACUGCAGCAACUCGUGGAGUGGUUAACUAGUAAGAGACCGGAAUUAAUUGAUCCCGCCAUACUGGCAUCCGGCGUCGGCAGAGAACUAACUCGCAUGAGAGUCGAGGGAGCCGUUACGGUAACGUUCAACGUCGUUUUGAAGGAUUUGUUCAAGUUGGGUUAUGACAACGGUGAGAACAGGAAGAAAUGAUAACGCAGUCAUCGCAAACUUAAACUCCGGGCUUGGAGGAAGAUUAUUCUACCAGAAAGAUUAUGAACGGGGCCAUAUGUACAAAUAAGCGCUUUAUAAAUAAUAUUGUGAUGAAAAUAAUCAGAGUGUGACUUUUUUUUCUGUACAGACGCAAUCUGUUUCUCAUCUUUUUUCCGAUGUCACUGGCAACGUAGCGGAAAUAAGAGAAUUAAGAUCAUAUUUCCACGCU